GUAUUUGGCGCCCUCUACAGGUGAGCAGAUGUAUUAAGCUUUUGCUUUGACCCGGAAGUACAUUCGUCUCUCUCGACCACACGUGUAGAAGAUCACUUUAUCUGUGUUGAUCCCUGCGGUCUGACACGUCGUGUUUCAUCCAGUCCUGUAGGAACUAACAUGGGGAAGUCCAAACAGAAGGGAAACCACAAGAGCGACAAGAAGAAGAACAUCGCAAAGACAUGGAAGACGAAGCGCAGGACCAAAGACCUGGACCAGAUCCACUCAGACAUGAAGCCUGAGACAGCAGCCAAACUGCUGCACCAGGAGGUGGACUACGAUGUGACGGGAUGUGCGCAACACUACUGUUUACACUGCGCGAGAUAUUUUGUGGAUAUGAGAUCCCUGAAAGAGCACUUCAAAAGUAAAGUGCACAAAAAACGGUUGAAACAGCUCAGAGAGGAGCCCUACACCCAGGCAGAGGCAGAGAGAGCAGCAGGUAUGGGGUCCUACAUCCCUCCAAAAAUAGUUGAGGUGAAGACACAGCCUGUGGAAGAGGACAUGGCCUGAGGAGCUGCCCACAUUGACCCAUGGACUGAUUAACUCAAUAACAGAAGCAUUGACAAAAUGGAUAAUGCUCCUGUUAUUUCCUGCUGUCACAAGCCAAAUGCAUUGUUAAAUGCUUCUUUUGUGACAAAUAAUGUUUUGUUUUUCAGCCAGCUGUGAUGUAACUGGCCGUUUAACUUCUGGGUAUCACCAGAAUCAGGAAAGCCUUACCCUACACUGGGUACUGUAAUGCAGCAUGUACCUAUGUAAAUACUGAGUAUGUGUGGAGCUGUGUGGAAUGAUAAUAAACUACAGAACAACACAGUGUUAGUGCAGUGUUUCUCAACCUCAGGUCCCAGGACACAUCUGAGGAGGGGUCACCAGAUGAUUAAAGUAAAAUAAAUCACAAAAAACUC
Messenger RNA from Lates calcarifer (barramundi perch), 941 nucleotides. It is a transcript of the gene znf593, whose product is annotated as zinc finger protein 593. Gene Ontology annotation, molecular function: zinc ion binding; nucleic acid binding. The transcript is spliced from 4 exons. Lineage: Eukaryota; Metazoa; Chordata; Actinopteri; Centropomidae. Bases 160 to 549 code for a protein of 129 amino acids. The record is from RefSeq and is a predicted model, not a curated record.